AUGGCUGGGAACGAUGUGGAGCUCGGCGAGCGCUUCGCCGACAUGAGCAACCACGACGGGCCGGCCAAGUCCACCCACUUCGAGCAGCAGUUCGCGAAGACCAUGGAACGCACGCGCGUCGCCGCCGCGGUCCUCCAGACUGUCCCGAAGUCCCGGCAGGUGUGCGUGGCGUUCGAGGACGUCAACGCGUUCGUCAGCACCAUGCCCUUCAAGCCCUCCCUCCCCGCGCAGGCGGUGACCAAGGCCACGUCGAUGCUCACGGAGAAGGGCCGCGAGCGCGCCGCCGCGGCGGCCGCGGCGCCGACCGAGCGGCAGAUCCUCACCGGCGUGCACGGGCGCGUCUCCCCGGGCGAGAUGAUGGCGCUGAUGGGCCCGAGCGGGAGCGGGAAGACGUCCCUGCUGUCGAUCCUCGGCGGGCGCGCCGCCGCGGCCGUGCGCGUCGAGGGCCGCCUGCAGUACAACGGCGCGCCGCUCGUGAAGGCCACGAAGCGCACGAUGGGGUUCGUGCACCAGGACGACCUCCUGUUUGACAGCCUCACCGUGUACGAGACGCUGCACUACGCGGCGCGGCUGCGGCUCCCGCGCGACAUGUCGAACGACGAGAAGGAGCUCCGCGUGGAGACGGUCAUCCAGGCGCUCGGCCUCGACCGCUGCCGCAACACCAUCAUCGGCGGGCCGUUCAUGCGCGGCGUGUCGGGCGGGGAGCGGAAGCGCGUGUCGAUCGGGCACGAGCUGCUGAUCAACCCCGCGGGGAUCUUCCUCGACGAGCCGACGUCCGGCCUCGACGCCACGACCGCGCUGAAGCUCGUGCACACGCUCAAGGUGCUGGCCGCGGGCGGGCGCAGCGUGGUGACCACGAUCCACCAGCCCGCGUCGCGGAUCUACCAGGAGCUCGACAAGGUCAUGGUGCUCUCCGAGGGCAAGGUGAUGUACUUCGGGCACGGCUCGCUCGCCCACGCGUGGUUCAACUCGCUGGGGUACGCCAUGCCGCUGGGCGUCAACACGGCGGACUUCUUGCUCGACCUGGCCUCGGGCGACGUGGGCGCCACGCAGCAGGAGGCGCGCGAGCUGUCGUCGCAGCUGUGCGCGGCGUACGAGCGGUUCAUGAAGGGCGGCGCCGUGGAGCCGCGGGACCUGUCUGACGUGGCGAAACACUCCUCCGCCGAGAUCGCGAAGCUCGACGGGCCCGCCGCGUCGGCGCACGAGGUCCGCCAGCGCCAGAUGAUGGGCGUGCAGCACCGGCACGUGGCCGUGCUGCGGGCGCUGCAGGGCGGCGGGUCGCACGACGGCGACGACGCCGCACGGCCCGCGCACGCGGACGACGACUCGAUGGGGCAGUCGAACUCGACGGACCUGAGCGACAAGGCGACGCUGGCUGCGCACAGCGCGCACGACACGUCGAAGGUGGACGUGGAGCUCGGAAAGGGCGAGCACGCACACAGCACGCGCUGGGGCGCGAGCUUCAUGGACCAGAUCCUCAUCCUGACGCGGCGCUCGCUCAAGACGCGGCGGUUCGAGGCGCUCGGGUUCCAGAAGUUCCUCCAGUUCGCCGUCGUGGGCGUCCUGACGGGCCUCUUCUGGUUCCGGCAGGGCGGCGGCACCACGGCCAAGGACGUGAACAACACGGUCGGGCUGCUGUUCUUCGAGAUGAUCUUCAUGUCGUUCGCGGCCCUCUUCGCCGCGCUCUUCACCUUCCCCGCCGAGUACCAGAUGCUCCUCAAGGAGCGCGCGUCCGGCAUGUACCGCCUCUCGGCCUUCUACCUCGCGCGCUCCUUCUCCGACCUCCCCCUCGACUGCCUCUACCCCUCGGUGUUCGUGUUCAUCAUCUACUGGAUGUCGGGCCUCAAGGCCACCGCCGCGGCCUUCUUCGGCAACUGGUUCACCAUCAUUCUCACCGUCCUGGUCGGGCAGAGCAUGGGGAUGCUGAUCGGCACGGUCAUGAUGAACCCGAAGAGCGGGCAGACGGUGGCCACGAUCGCGAUGCUCACGUUCAUGCUCACCGCGGGCUUCUACAUCGACGACAUCCCGGUGUGGAUCGAGUGGGUCAAGUAUUUGGGGUUCCCGUACUUCUCCUGGCGCAUGCUCAUGAAGCUCGAGUUCGGGGACUACGACGGGGAGUAUCCCGAGCGCCUCACGCGGCCGAACGAGAUCAGCUUCGGGCUCGACAUGGGCUGCAUGUUUUUGUUCCUGUUUGGGCUGCGCUUCAUCACGUACAUGGAGCUGCGGCGCAAGACGAAGAACGUCUGA
Pedinophyceae sp. YPF-701 is the source of this 2247-nucleotide messenger RNA. Lineage: Eukaryota; Viridiplantae; Chlorophyta; Pedinophyceae. The record is from the annotation of a GenBank genome assembly.